UACUGUCCUGUGUAGCUCAUCUGUAUCCCUGAUGAUGGACGGACAUCACAUGACUGAGAGGAUAUUACACCUGACCCUGGAGAUCAUCUACCUGCUGACUGGGGAGGAUCAUACAUUAAUAAAUAAUGCAUCUGGUGAACCCGUGACACCCAGAAGCCGUCCCCGUGUGUCAGGAGGACUGAGCAGGUCCCAGAUCCCCAUCCUGGUGCCUCCACCUCAUUCACUGAUACAUGGAAAACACAAUGACCAGAAGAUCCUGGAACUCACCAACAAGAUCAUUCAGCUGCUGACUGGAGAGGUUCCUAUAAGGUGUGAGGAUGUCACUGUCUAUUUCUCCAUGGAGGAGUGGGAGUAUAUAGAGGAACACAGGGGCCUGUACAAGGACAUGAUGGAGAAUCACCGGCCCCUCACAUCACUGGAUGGGGCCAGUAACAGGAAUACCCCAGAGAGAUGUCCCCGUCCUCUUUAUUCCCAGGAUCAUACAGAGGAGAAUCACAGUAUCUAUAUAGAGGGGGAUCAGAGGAAAGAUCUGAUUAUUAAAGUAGAAGAUAUAAAAGAGGAAGAGGAGACGUAUGUGAGAGGUGAUCAGCAGUGUAAGGAGGAGGAAAUCCCUACAGGUAUCAGCACAGCAGAUGGACACAACAGCAGGAAUAAUUCGGGGACACGUCUCAUAGUAUCUCGUAGCUUCUCGCAAGAUUCUCCAGAUGAAAGCCCCUUUACCCCACAUAUACAUCCAGCAUUUCACGGUGCAAAUAUAUCAUCUGUUCAUUCUAAUCAUGAAGAAUGCUCCCCUGAUAAUGUUAUUAUUUUUACACACAGUUUAGAUCAUACAGAUGAUGAACCAUUUUCAUGUUCUGAAUGUGGGAAAUGUUUUACAAAGCAGUUAAGUCUUUCUAUACAUCAGAAGAGAGUUCACACAUCUGAGAGGCCUUUUCUGUGUUUUAUAUGUGGGAAAGGUUUUAAGCUGAAAGGAGAUCUUAAUAGACAUACAAAGAUUCACACAGGUGAGAAGCCAUUUUCCUGUUCUGAAUGUGGGAAAUGUUUUGCACGUCAGGGAACACUUGAUGCACAUAAGAGAACUCACACAGGUGAAAGGCCAUUUUCAUGCUCUGAAUGUGGAAAAUGUUUUACACAGAGAGGAGUACGUGAUGAACAUCAGAGAACUCACACGGGUGAGAGGCCAUUUCUGUGUCCUGAAUGUGGGAAAUGUUUUACACAGAAAAGAAAUCUUGAUAUACAUAAGAGAACUCACACAGCUGAGAUGCCAUUUUCAUGUUCUGAAUGUGGGAAGUGUUUUAAACAUAAAUCGACUCUUUUUAGUCAUCAGAAACUUCACACAGGAGGGAAAAACAAUGUAUAUGAGUGUCUAGAAAUAUAGAAAUGACAGCAGCAUUUGCAAUACUAUAAUUUUAUUUAUAAAUUUCAUAACAAGCAUAAUGACAAUCUUAGCCUAGAUUGCUGUCCCUGCUUAAUGAGGGGUAAAUUACAUUUGCUUGUACACACUAUAUACUAAUAUAUAACAAUUAAAUUAAAAUCCAGACCUAGCUUUAAUGAAUGUCACCAACAUAAGGCUGCAACAGAUUCCCCAUGUAAAUGGGCGUAUAAUGGGAUCUGUAACCUCUGACAUUACCUCACUUGGCUGUAAGUGACGGUGUGAGGUGGGGUGUGUAAUGGAACCUGUAACCUGAUGUUAUCUUACUUGGCUGUAAGUGACGGUGUGAGGUGAGGCGUGUAAUGGGAUCUGUAACCUCUGACAUUAUCUCACUUGGCUUUAAGUGACGAUGUGAGGUGGGGCGUGUAAUGGGAUCUGUAACCUCUGACGUUAUCUCACUUGGCUGUAAGUGACGGUGUGAGGUGGGGCGUGUAAUGGGAUCUGUAACCUCUGACGUUAUCUCACUUGGCUGUAAGUGACGGUGUGAGGUGGGGCGUGUAAUGGAACCUGUAACGUAUGAUGUUAUCUCACUUGGCUGUAAGUGACGGUGUGAGGUGGGGCAUGUAAUGGGAUCUGUAACCUCUGAUGUUAUCUCACUUGGCUGUAAGUGACGGUGUGAGGUGGGGCGUGUAAUGGGAUCUGUAACCUCUGAUGUUAUCUCACUUGGCUGUAAGUGAUGGUGUGAGGUGGGGCAUGUAAUGGGAUCUGUAACCUCUGACAUUACCUCACUUGGCUGUAAGUGACGAUGUGAGGUGGGGCGUGUAAUGGGAUCUGUAACCUCUGACAUUACCUCACUUGGCUGUAAGUGACGGUGUGAGGUGGGGCAUGUAAUGGGAUCUGUAACCUCUGACGUUAUCUCACUUGGCUGUAAGUGACGGUGUGAGGUGAGGCGUGUAAUGGGAUCUGUAACCUCUGAUGUUACCUCACUUGGCUGUAAGUGAUGGUGUGAGGUGGGGCGUGUAAUGGGACCUGUAACCUCUGAUGUUAUCUCACUUGGCUGUAAGUGACGGUGUGAGGUGGGGCGUGUAAUGGGAUCUGUAACCUCUGAUGUUAUCUCACUUGGCUGUAAGUGACGGUGUGAGGUGGGGCGUGUAAUGGGAUCUGUAACCUCUGAUAUUAUCUCACUUGGCUGUAAGUGACGGUGUGAGGUGGGGCGUGUAAUGGGAUCUGUAACCUCUGACGUUAUCUCACUUGGCUGUAAGUGACAGUGUGAGGUGAGGCGUGUAAUGGGAUCUGUAACCUCUGAUGUUAUCUCACUUGGCUGUAAGUGAUGGUGUGAGGUGGGGCGUGUAAUGGGAUCUGUAACCUCUGAUGUUAUCUCACUUGGCUGUAAGUGACGGUGUGAGGUGAGGCGUGUAAUGGGAUCUGUAACCUCUGAUGUUAUCUCACUUGGCUGUAAGUGACUGUGCGAGGUGGGGCGUAUAAUGGGAUCUGUAACCUCUGACGUUAUCUCACUUGGCUGUAAGUGACGGUGUGAGGUGGGGCGUGUAAUGGGAUCUGUAACCUCUGAUGUUAUCUCACUUGGCUGUAAGUGACGAUGUGAGGUGGGGCGUAUAAUGGGAUCUGUAACCUCUGAUGUUACCUCACUUGGCUGUAAGUGACUGUGUGAGGUGAGGCAUGUAAUGGGAUCUGUAACCUCUGAUAUUAUCUCACUUGGCUGUAAGUGACGGUGUGAGGUGGGGCGUGUAAUGGGAUCUGUAACCUCUGAUGUUAUCUCACUUGGCUGUAAGUGACGGUGUGAGGUGGGGCGUGUAAUGGGAUCUGUAACCUCUGAUAUUAUCUCACUUGGCUGUAAGUGACGGUGUGAGGUGGGGCGUGUAAUGGGAUCUGUAACCUCUGACGUUAUCUCACUUGGCUGUAAGUGACGGUGUGAGGUGAGGCGUGUAAUGGGAUCUGUAAUCUCUGAUGUUAUCUCACUUGGCUGUAAGUGAUGGUGUGAGGUGGGGCGUGUAAUGGGAUCUGUAACCUCUGAUGUUAUCUCACUUGGCUGUAAGUGACGGUGUGAGGUGAGGCGUGUAAUGGGAUCUGUAACCUCUGAUGUUAUCUCACUUGGCUGUAAGUGACUGUGCGAGGUGGGGCGUAUAAUGGGAUCUGUAACCUCUGACGUUAUCUCACUUGGCUGUAAGUGACGGUGUGAGGUGGAGCGUGUAAUGGGAUCUGUAACCUCUGAUGUUAUCUCACUUGGCUGUAAGUGACGAUGUGAGGUGGGGUGUAUAAUGGGAUCUGUAACCUCUGAUGUUACCUCACUUGGCUGUAAGUGUCUGUGUGAGGUGAGGCAUGUAAUGGGAUCUGUAACCUCUGAUGUUAUCUCACUUGGCUGUAAGUGACGGUGUGAGGUGGGGUGUGUAAUGGGAUCUGUAACCUCUGAUGUUACCUCACUUGGCUGUAAGUGAUGGUGUGAGGUGGGGCGUGUAAUGGGAUCUGUAACCUCUGACGUUAUCUCACUUGGCUGUAAGUGAUGGUGUGAGGUGGGGCGUGUAAUGGGAUCUGUAACCUCUGACGUUAUCUCACUUGGCUGUAAGUGACUGUGAGGUGGGGCGUGUAAUGGGAUCUGUAACCUCUGACGUUAUCUCACUUGGCUGUAAGUGAUGGUGUGAGGUGGGGCGUGUAAUGGGAUCUGUAACCUCUGAUGUUACCUCACUUGGCUGUAAGUGAUGGUGUGAGGUGGGGCGUGUAAUGGGAUCUGUAACCUCUGACGUUAUCUCACUUGGCUGUAAGUGACUGUGUGAGGUGAGGCAUGUAAUGGGAUCUGUAACCUCUGAUGUUAUCUCACUUGGCUGUAAGUGACGGUGUGAGGUGGGGUGUGUAAUGGGAUCUGUAACCUCUGAUGUUACCUCACUUGGCUGUAAGUGACGGUGUGAGGUGGGGUGUGUAAUGGGAUCUGUAACCUCUGAUGUUAUCUCACUUGGCUGUAAGUGACGGUGUGAGGUGGGACGUGUAAUGGGAUCUGUAACCUCUGAUGUUAUCUCACUUGGCUGUAAGUGACGGUGUGAGGUGGGGCGUGUAAUGGGAUCUGUAACCUCUGAUGUUAUCUCACUUGGCUGUAAGUGACGGUGUGAGGUGGGGCGUGUAAUGGGAUCUGUAACCUCUGACGUUAUCUCACUUGGCUAUAAGUGACGGUGUGAGGUGGGGCGUGUAAUGGGAUCUGUAACCUCUGACGUUAUCUCACUUGGCUGUAAGUGAUGGUGUGAGGUGGGGCGUGUAAUGGGAUCUGUAACCUCUGACGUUAUCUCACUUGGCUAUAAGUGACGGUGUGAGGUGGGGCGUGUAAUGGGAUCUGUAACCUCUGACGUUAUCUCACUUGGCUGUAAGUGACGGUGUGAGGUGGGUCGUGUAAUGGGACCUGUAACCUCUGAUGUUAUCUCACUUGGCUGUAAGUGACGGUGUGAGGUGAGGCGUGUAAUGGGAUCUAUAACCUCUGAUGUUAUCUCACUUGGCUGUAAGUGAUGGUGUGAGGUGGGGCGUGUAAUGGGAUCUGUAACCUCUGAUGUUAUCUCACUUGGCUGUAAGUGACGGUGUGAGGUGGGACGUGUAAUGGGAUCUGUAACCUCUGAUGUUAUCUCACUUGGCUGUAAGUGACGGUGUGAGGUGGGGCGUGUAAUGGGAUCUCUAACCUCUGACGUUAUCUCACUUGGCUGUAAGUGACUGUGUGAGGUGGGGCGUGUAAUGGGAUCUGUAACCUCUGAUGUUAUCUCACUUGGCUGUAAGUGACGGUGUGAGGUGGGACGUGUAAUGGGAUCUGUAACCUCUGAUGUUAUCUCACUUGGCUGUAAGUGACGGUGUGAGGUGGGGCGUGUAAUGGGAUCUGUAACCUCUGACGUUAUCUCACUUGGCUGUAAGUGACUGUGUGAGGUGGGGCGUGUAAUGGGAUCUGUAACCUCUGACGUUAUCUCACUUGGCUGUAAGUGAUGGUGUGAGGUGGGGCGUGUAAUGGGAUCUGUAACCUCUGAUGUUAUCUCACUUGGCUGUAAGUGACGGUGUGAGGUGGGACGUGUAAUGGGAUCUGUAACCUCUGACGUUAUCUCCCUUGGCUGUAAGUGAUGGUGUGAGGUGGGGCGUGUAAUGGGAUCUGUAACCUCUGACGUUAUCUCACUUUGCUGUAAGUGACGAUGUGAGGUGGGGCGUGUAAUGGGAUCUGUAACCUCUGAUGUUAUCUCACUUGGCUGUAAGUGACGGUGUGAGGUGGGGCGUGUAAUGGGAUCUGUAACCUCUGACGUUAUCUCACUUGGCUGUAAGUGACGGUGUGAGGUGGGGCGUGUAAUGGGAUCUGUAACCUCUGAUGUUAUCUCACUUGGCUGUAAGUGACGGUGUGAGGUGGGGCGUGUAAUGGGAUCUGUAACCUCUGAUGUUAUCUCACUUGGCUGUAAGUGACGGUGUGAGGUGGGGCGUGUAAUGGGAUCUGUAACCUCUGACGUUAUCUCACUUGGCUGUAAGUGAUGGUGUGAGGUGGGGCGUGUAAUGGGAUCUGUAACCUCUGACGUGAUCUCACUUGGCUGUAAGUGACGGUGUGAUGUGGGGCGUGUAAUGGGAUCUGUAACCUCUGAUGUUAUCUCACUUGGCUGUAAGUGACGGUGUGAGGUGGGGCGUGUAAUGGGAUCUGUAACCUCUGACGUUAUCUCACUUGGCUGUAAGUGAUGGUGUGAGGUGGGGCGUGUAAUGGGAUCUGUAACCUCUGACGUUAUCUCACUUGGCUGUAAGUGACGGUGUGAGGUGGGGCGUGUAAUGGGAUCUGUAACCUCUGACGUUAUCUCACUUGGCUGUAAGUGAUGGUGUGAGGUGGGGCGUGUAAUGGGAUCUGUAACCUCUGACGUUAUCUCACUUGGCUGUAAGUGACGGUGUGAUGUGGGGCGUGUAAUGGGAUCUGUAACCUCUGAUGUUAUCUCACUUGGCUGUAAGUGACUGUGUGAGGUGGGGCGUGUAAUGGGAUCUGUAACCUCUGACGUUAUCUCACUUGGCUGUAAGUGAUGGUGUGAGGUGGGGCGUGUAAUGGGAUCUGUAACCUCUGAUGUUAUCUCACUUGGCUGUAAGUGACGGUGUGAGGUGGGGCGUGUAAUGGGAUCUGUAACCUCUGACGUUAUCUCACUUGGCUGUAAGUGAUGGUGUGAGGUGGGGCGUGUAAUGGGAUCUGUAACCUCUGACGUUAUCUCA
Molecule: messenger RNA, 6580 nt
Organism: Pseudophryne corroboree (corroboree frog)
Lineage: Eukaryota; Metazoa; Chordata; Amphibia; Anura; Myobatrachidae
Product: oocyte zinc finger protein XlCOF8.4-like
Exons: 6
Coding region: 32-1378 (448 amino acids)
Biological process (GO): embryo development; urogenital system development; regulation of transcription by RNA polymerase II
Cellular component (GO): nucleus
Molecular function (GO): RNA polymerase II transcription regulatory region sequence-specific DNA binding; DNA-binding transcription factor activity, RNA polymerase II-specific
Source: RefSeq, a predicted model, not a curated record